Messenger RNA from Fraxinus pennsylvanica, 756 nucleotides. Lineage: Eukaryota; Viridiplantae; Streptophyta; Magnoliopsida; Lamiales; Oleaceae. The record is from the annotation of a GenBank genome assembly.
AUGCCGAAUCAAGAGUAUAUGGACAAGAUGCAGCACCGACAGAGCUAUCGUAACCUAUGGCACACCGAUCUGAUGCGCACAAUGCAAAACGAUCCUCCCUAUUGUUGCUUGUCGUUUUGGUGUGGACCCUGUGUAUCAUAUAUGCUACGCAGACGAGCUCUUUACAAUGACAUGUCCAGGUAUACCUGUUGUGCUGGUUAUAUGCCCUGCAGUGGGCGGUGUGGAGAAAGUCGUUGCCCCGAAUUUUGCCUUGCUACAGAGGUCUUCUUGUGCUUUGGGAAUUCAGUUGCCUCAACCCGAUUUUUGUUGCAAGAUGAAUUCAACAUACAGACAACACAAUGCGACAAUUGUAUCAUUGGAUUCAUGUUCUGCCUACAACAAGUUGCUUGCAUUUUUUCCAUUGUCGCAAUGAUUGUUGGAAGUGAUGAAAUUUCAGAGGCUUCUCAGAUACUGUCUUGCUUAGCUGACAUUGUCUAUUGCACGGUUUGUGCUUGUAUGCAGACACAACACAAGAUCGAAAUGGACAAACGGGAUGGUAAAUUUGGACAACCAAUGGCAGUACCUCCAGCCCAGCAAAUGUCACGCCUUGAUCAGCCAUAUCCUCCCACCGCUGGAUAUCCUCCGACCGCUGGAUAUCCUCCACCUGCAUACGGGCAAUCUUAUUAUCCACCAAAUCCACAGGCUCAAGGUUAUCCUCCUCAAGCUUCGGGGUACCCUCCUGCUGGCUACCCUCCUGCUGGUUACCCUCAGAAGUGA